Messenger RNA from Lentinula edodes (shiitake mushroom), 1078 nucleotides. Its product is annotated as uricase. Bases 110 to 1072 code for a protein of 320 amino acids. Gene Ontology annotation, cellular component: peroxisome. The record is from RefSeq and is a predicted model, not a curated record. The transcript has 9 exons. Gene Ontology annotation, biological process: purine nucleobase catabolic process; urate catabolic process. Gene Ontology annotation, molecular function: urate oxidase activity. NCBI's taxonomy places the organism in Eukaryota, Fungi, Basidiomycota, Agaricomycetes, Agaricales, Omphalotaceae.
CUUUUAUCUUACCGACAGCGAUUGUCGAGCGCGAAGCGAGACCGUUCCAGACCGUACAACCAGAUACAAGUUCUAACUCGAACGCCCAUCAUCUCAAUCCACCCUCAUCAUGUCCGACCUCGCAUAUCUUUCUUCUGCUCGUUACGGCAAAGACGCUGUCCGUGUUUUCCGUGUCGUUCGUGAAGGAUCGACGCACACAGUAGUUGAAUACAACGUGAAAGUCUUAUUGGAAGGGGACAUUGAAGUCAGUUAUACCAAGGCAGAUAACAAGGUCAUCGUAGCUACAGAUAGCAUCAAGAAUAUCACUUAUUAUCUAGCCAAGGUGUCCCCCCAUAUCCUAGUUCCCGAGCGGUUUGCGGUGCAUCUAGGAACCCAUAUCGUCAGCAAAUAUGCCCAUAUACAUAAAGCCUUUGUCGACAUCGAGCAACUGCGAUGGAGUCGGAUCGUUGUUGGGAAGGACCGCAAGCCUCAUCCUCAUUCAUUCUUUAGAGACGGAGAUGAGAAGAGGUCGGUGAAAGUUGAGAUCGAUGGUACUGCCGGAAAGGAUAAGAUUCAAGCUCGUGUCAGCGCUGGAGUGAAUGAUUUACUGGUACUCAAGUCUUCCGGAUCUUCUUUCACAUCAUUCAUUCGGGAUGAGUAUACGCUGUUGAAGGAGGUUGAUGACCGUAUCUUUUCCACAUCGGUUGAUUUGAAUUACACCUUCGCCCCCAUCAGUAUCUCCCCUCCUAAAGACGAGAAAAAACUCGAUAUCGUUAUCCCGGCGUUAGACCAAGCCGAGGCAGGAAGCGUCUGGGAUGCCACUGUUCUGGAUAGGGCAAGGACCAUAACCCUCGAGGUCUUUGCUGAAGACGAGAGUGCCAGUGUACAGGCGACUUUGUAUAAAAUGGGCCAGCGAAUCAUCACAGAGAACGCCGGUGUUCAGACUGUUAGCUAUGCUCUUCCGAACAAACACUAUAUUCCAGUGGAUAUGAGAUACAUGGGGGUGGAUAAUUUGACUCCAGUUAAAGCGGAAGUGUUUCAACCGGUUGCAGCGCCGAGUGGGUUAAUCUCAGCAACUGUAUCGCGAAAGUAAAUGCUC